GUGACCUUCCGAAGCUGAUCAGUCUCGUGCCAAGCACUUUGCAGCUCCGAGGUUUCACCCGUCGGUUGCCUUUCACUGGUAUAAUCUUUCGCCUAAGUUUCUCCGAAGUUCGUUGAUGUCUCCUUUCAGGAGGCCGAGAGUCUUUGUGUACGCCAAAAAGGUAUCCGUUUGAAGAUAAUGGAGCAUGGUGUGUCUCUCUCUAUGAAAGAAUGUCCUUAAAAGACCAACAGCUUCAACCCUGAGCACUCGAUUCCCCCCAUCUCUUGCGGAUAACCUCAGCAGAGCAGCAAAUAGGCAACAUGACGAAGAUGACUAUUAUCAAUCCCGAGGCAGUACUCAAGGAGCUCUCAAGCGAGGAGAAGAUCGCGCUCUUGAGCGGCGAUGACAUGUGGCAUACGGUAGCUGUACCCAGGCUCGGUAUACCUCGAGUGCGAUGCAGUGACGGGCCUGUGAGUGACCCGGGUCGAUCAUCUGAGCCCAGCUAAUCAGAUAGCAGAACGGAGUCAGAGGUACAGCCUUCGACAGGGACGAAUGGCGCAACUGCAUCAUGUUUCCCUUCAUCCACUGGCCUGGGGGCGUCUAUGGAUAUUGAUCUUGCUCGUCGUAUUGGCGAAGCCUUGGGAGAGGAAUGCCGAGCCCGCGGGGUGCACUGCUUGUUAGGUCCCACCACGAAUUGUCAGAGACAUCCUUGUGGUGGAAGAGGGUUCGAGUCUUUCAGCGAAGAUCCUCUUCUUUGUGGUCAUAUCGCGUUGGCAUGGAUAGAAGGUGUACAGUCCAAGAAGGUCAUGACCACACCGAAGCAUUUCCUCGCAAACGAACAAGAAUACCUGCGAAGAAGCAACAACUCGGUCAUUGACGAAAGGACGAUGCAUGAAAUCUACCUCGAGCCCUUCAGAAUUCAAUGCAAGGCACGACCUGCCGUCUUUAUGACAAGUUACAAUCGAGUAAAUGGUCUACACGUGGCUGAACACCCUUUCUUACUGCGCAAGAUCCUCCGAGGCGACUUCGAGUUCCAGGGUAUGAUCAUGUCCGACUGGAGUGGGACAUACUCUUCUUCAGAAGCUGUCAAGGCUUCUUUGGACCUUGAGAUGCCCGGACCUGCCUUGAUGAGGGGUUCAAGUUUGGAAAGGGAUAUCAUUGGCGGUAAACUCGUCCCUGCCGAUAUAGACGAGUGUGCUUUGAGGGUCCUGCACUAUGUCCAAGAAGCUCAACAGUCUGGUAUCGACUUUGAAAAAGACGAAGAAACCAUCGAUACGCCCUAUAUCCGAGCAUUACUGCGCGAAGCAGCCGAUUCUGCCGUCGUCCUCCUCAAAAAUGACAAAAGUGUCUUGCCCAUCUCUUCUCCCAACGGCAAGAAGAUCGCCGUCAUCGGCCCCAAUGCCAAAACAGCCUCCUAUUCAGGUGGGGGAAGUGCCAACCUUCCUCCGACGUACCUCAUCACUCCCUUGGAGGCGAUCACCACAUAUGCCGAAAGCGUAGGGGCAAAAGUAGAAUAUACAAUCGGCUCCGAUAGCUCGAGAUGGACGCCGCUUUUGACGCCUUUCAUUCAUCAUCCCACGAUGGGUAAAGAUGCCGGACCAGGGGUGCAGUGCAAUUUCUACGCCCAAAACCCAUGGGAGAACAAGGUCAAACCUAUUUUCUCAAAAUAUAACAAUUCGGCAUUCUCGUACUUCAUCGACGGUAUACCGAAAGAAGUACCAGUCAGAGGAUAUGUAUCUCUCAAGACAAUCUUCACUCCCGACGAAAGCGGGAUUUGGGAACUUGGUCUGGGUGUAGCUGGACAGGCCGAUUUGUUCAUUGACGGAAAGAAGAUCAUCGAUAACUCCACUGAUCAGAAAGAGGGUUUGCUUUUCUUCAAUACAGGCGCAGAAGAGCGUACAGGUGAACUCAACGUUGAGGCUGGAAAAUCGUACGACCUCGAAGUCCGAUUUUCCAACUUCAAACAGCUAAAUGCAAUGUCUCCCUAUACCGGCCGUCGAGGUGGGAUUCGAAUCGGUGGAAGAAAGAAGCGCGAUGUCCGAGCAGAAAUUGAGAAAGCUGUCAAGCUCGCUACUGAAUCUGAUGUCGCCAUUCUCUGUAUUGGUACGAAUUCAGAGUGGGAGUCUGAAUCCUAUGAUCGAGAAGAUAUGAAGCUUCCGCCAGGGACCGACGAGCUCGUGCGGGCCGUACUUUCCUCGAAGCCAGAGACGAUUAUAGUCAACCAAUCCGGUAUGCCAGUCGAGUUCCCCUGGCUUGACGACGCGUCGGCUAUCGUUCAAGCCUUCUUCGGGGGCAACAACUGCGGCACAGCCAUCGCCGAUGUCGUCUUUGGCGUUGUCAAUCCAAGUGGCAAGCUACCAAUCACCUGGCCCAGGGUAUUGGAGGAUUAUCCGAGCCAUGAAGGGUUCGGACACCCGAUCGAUACCGUUUAUUGUGAAGGGUUGGGGGUUGGGUAUAGGUAUUUUGACAGAGGGGAUCAUCCAAAGAGCGCUUUUCCCUUCGGACAUGGGUUGAGCUAUACUUCUUUCACCUUUAGCGAGUUAUCUGUUAAAUCCGAGGCUUGUGGCGCCAAAGCGAGUUUCACCCUCACCAACACCGGUGAAAUCGAUGGCGCAGAAGUCGCUCAAGUCUACAUCCACGAUCUAGCACCGAUAGUCGAAAGACCAGAACAUGAACUAGCGGAAUUCGUAAAAGUGUACUUAAGACCCGGAGAAUCGAAGACUGUUUCCGUUAGUCUUGAUCACAAAGCAUUCUCAUUCUACAGCAUCCAAGAGAAGAGCUGGAUCGGCAGGAAAGGCGAUUAUGAAAUUAGGAUCGGGACGUCUUCUACUCUCAUCCAUCUUUCGAAACCUGUUCAUCUUGCUAGGUCAUUCAAGUGGAUAGGUCUCCAAGAGCCUCAGGUGUAUGAGCCGACCUGGAUCUAGUUGGUAGAAUAGGUUCAUCUGACUUAUAGACCUAAUUGUUCUUUUGAGAAUUUAUCUUAUCGCCUGUGCUUGCGUACUUCGUAGCCUUGCUGCACGUUACAUGUAAGACAGCAAGUUGAUAUGCAUAAUAGUAC
Molecule: messenger RNA, 3037 nt
Organism: Cryptococcus deneoformans JEC21
Lineage: Eukaryota; Fungi; Basidiomycota; Tremellomycetes; Tremellales; Cryptococcaceae
Product: Beta-glucosidase precursor, putative
Exons: 16
Coding region: 582-2903 (773 amino acids)
Biological process (GO): glucan catabolic process
Molecular function (GO): beta-glucosidase activity
Source: RefSeq, a predicted model, not a curated record